AUGUCAGACGUUAAGAUAGAAACAAUUGAUACCAAACCAUUCCAAGAUCAAAAGCCAGGUACUUCAGGAUUAAGAAAGAAAGUCUCUGUUUUCCAACAACCUCACUAUACAGAAAACUUCAUUCAAGCAAUUUUGGAUGCUAUUCCAGAGGGUAGUCAAGACGCAACUUUGGUUAUUGGUGGUGACGGGAGAUACUACAAUGAUGUGGUGAUUCAAUUGAUUAUCAAGAUUGCUGCUGCUAAUGGGGUAAAGAAAGUGGUUUUGGGUCAGAAUGGUAUUUUAUCCACACCAGCUACUUCACAUGUGAUUAGAUUGUUGGGCGCUACUGGUGGAAUUAUUUUGACUGCAAGCCACAAUCCAGGUGGGCCAAAGAAUGACUUGGGUAUUAAAUACAACUUGGGUAAUGGUGGACCAGCACCUGAAUCAGUGACAAACAAGAUUUUUGAAAUCUCCAAGACUUUGUCGGAUUACAAAUUGGCUCAAUUGGAUGACGUUGAUAUUUCCAAAAUUGGUCAAAAUAAAAUUGGACCAAUUGAAGUUGAGGUGAUUGACUCCACAAAGGACUAUGUUGAAAUGUUGAAGGAUAUUUUUGAUUUCCCAUUGAUUAAAUCAUUUUUGGAUAAAGCCACCAAAGAAGAAGGUUUCAAAGUCUUGUUUGAUGCAUUGAAUGGUGUUACUGGUCCAUAUGGAUACAAGAUUUUUGUUGAAGAAUUGGGUUUGCCGGAAUCAUCAAUUCAAAAUUACAAGCCAUUGAGCGAUUUUGGUGGGUUGCAUCCUGAUCCAAAUUUGACUUAUGCACAUACAUUGGUUGAAAGAGUAGACAAAGAGGGUAUUGCAUUUGGUGCUGCUUCAGAUGGUGAUGGUGACAGAAAUAUGAUUUAUGGUGCUGGUACAUUUGUCUCCCCUGGUGAUUCCGUGGCCAUUAUAUCUGAAUACGCUGAUGCUAUUCCAUACUUUAAAAAGCAAGGUAUAUAUGGAUUAGCUAGAUCAAUGCCAACUUCAGGUGCAAUUGAUUUGGUGGCUAAAGAUAAGGGUGUCGAUGUGUAUGAAGUCCCCACUGGUUGGAAAUUUUUCUGUUCUUUAUUUGAUGCAAAGAAAUUGAGUAUUUGUGGAGAAGAAAGUUUUGGUACUGGAUCAAACCAUAUUAGAGAAAAAGAUGGAUUAUGGGCUAUUGUAGCUUGGUUAAACUUGUUGGCCGACUACCAUAAAUCAAACCCUGGUAAACCUACAUCAAUUGAAAUUGUCCAAAAUUCAUUCUGGGACAAAUAUGGAAGAACUUUCUUCACCAGAUACGAUUAUGAAAACGUAUCAAGUGAAGGUGCUAACAAAUUGAUAAACUUGUUGCAGAGUAUAGUUGAUGAACGUAAAGCAGGCGAUGAAUUAGCUCCUGGUUACACAAUCAAAAAGGCUGAAAAUUUCUCAUAUACUGAUUUAGAUGGAUCAGUUUCUUCCAAACAGGGAUUAUUUAUCAAAUUCACCAAUGGAUUGAGAUUUAUUGUUCGUUUAUCAGGAACUGGAUCUUCAGGAGCUACAGUGAGAUUAUAUUUGGAAAAACAUUCAAAUGAUGCAUCAACCUAUAAAGUUAAAGUUGAUGAAUAUUUGGCUAAAGAUGUUGAAUUUGUUUUGAACUUGUUGAAAUUUAAACAAUAUUUGGGUAAAGAAGAACCGGAUGUACGUACUUGA
Lodderomyces orthopsilosis Co 90-125 is the source of this 1683-nucleotide messenger RNA. It is a transcript of the gene PGM2, whose product is annotated as phosphoglucomutase. The record is from RefSeq and is a predicted model, not a curated record. NCBI's taxonomy places the organism in Eukaryota, Fungi, Ascomycota, Pichiomycetes, Serinales, Debaryomycetaceae. Gene Ontology annotation, molecular function: phosphoglucomutase activity; magnesium ion binding. Gene Ontology annotation, biological process: carbohydrate metabolic process. Gene Ontology annotation, cellular component: cytosol. Bases 1 to 1683 code for a protein of 560 amino acids. The transcript has a single exon.